Nelumbo nucifera (sacred lotus) is the source of this 2242-nucleotide messenger RNA. Its product is annotated as RNA demethylase ALKBH10B-like. Gene Ontology annotation, biological process: mRNA catabolic process. Gene Ontology annotation, molecular function: demethylase activity; mRNA binding. The record is from RefSeq and is a predicted model, not a curated record. Lineage: Eukaryota; Viridiplantae; Streptophyta; Magnoliopsida; Proteales; Nelumbonaceae.
CCACAAUCCCCUCGCUUUCACCUUCCUUCUUUUUGGCUCUCAGCUCUCAACUAAUAAACUCGAUAGGUUCCCGUAGCGUUUCCGGCACUGCCUACAAUCCGACACGAUACGAUACGAUAAGGAGAGGACGACCAGAAGAUCCACCGAUGCCAACGGCGGCCGGGCCUGCACCACCGUCCGAUCGAAUCCCAAUGGCAUCAGUGUUGCCUAUGCAAACACAAAUGCCAACGGAGACGUUUGCCAGGGACGCGAUUAUCGCUUGGUUCAGGGGAGAAUUCGCGGCAGCGAACGCCAUCAUCGACGCGCUCUGCAACCACUUGACACAGAUGGAUGCCCUCUUUGGUAACGGAACUGCUGACUACGAGUCGGUGUUUGCAGCGAUUCACAGGAGGCGGUUGAACUGGAUCCCUAUCCUUCAUAUGCAGAAGUAUUACUCAAUAGCCGACGUAGCGCUGGAGCUCCGGAAAGUUGCGGCUUCCAAGGUGAAUAAGAGGGAGGGGGAAGAGAUGAUGAAGAGUGAACAAGUUAGGGUUUCGUCUAAGGAGGACAAAGAGAGUUGUAGGGAAGUUAAAGAUAAAGUUGAGGAGGUGAAAAUAGACUCUUUGGAGGAAUUGAAGCAGAGUGACGGUGAAGGCAGUGAUGAAGUGGUGGUGGAAGAAGAGUCGUCUAAAGAUGAUUCAUCAAAUCUUCUUAAGGUUGUUGAAGGCGGAGUAGGAUGUCAAGAAGAGCAGCUUCCCUUGGAGAACAUUCGGAUAUGCUCCAACCAUGAGGACUGCGAGACACGACGUGCCAGGAUAAAGACAACUAAAGGUUUCAUAGCCAAGGAGCCAGUGAAAGGGCAUAUGGUCAACGUCGUGAAAGGUCUCAAGCUGUAUGAAGACAUUUUCACCGAUUCUGAACUUUCAAAGCUCGAUGACUUCCUAAAUGAGCUCCGCACUGCUGGUCGGAAUGGAGAGCUCUCAGGUGAAACAUUUAUCUUGUUCAAUAAGCAAUUGAAGGGGAACAAAAGAGAGCUAAUUCAGCUAGGAGUUCCAAUUUUCGGACAGAUCAAAGAUGAAGCAACAAGUAAAGUCCACAAGUGUGACAUCGAACCAAUUCCAUCAGUUCUCCAAGCAGUCAUUGAUAACCUGGUACACUGGCGUCUCAUACCAGAAAGUAGAAAACCCAAUAGCUGCAUUAUUAACUUCUUUGACGAGGGAGAAUACUCACAACCUUACCUGAAGCCACCACAUUUGGACCAACCCAUCUCCACCCUUCUCCUUUCUGAAUCCACCAUGGCUUUUGGCCGGGUUCUUGUAAAUCACAAUGGGAACUUCAAAGGUUCGCUCAUGCUUUCUCUUAAAGAAGGGUCGCUGUUGGUCAUGCGAGGGAACAGUGCGGAAAUGGCAAGGCAUGUCAUAUGCCCAUGUUCAAAUAAAAGAGUUAGCAUCACAUUCUUCAAGGUUCGGUUGGAUAGCACCACCACCACCAGCCCAAUGCAGCAACCAACAACCAUCCCUCCCCUGACUAAAGCCAUGACUCUGUGGCAACCAGGAGUGCCACCGCCAUACACAACGACUGAAGGUUUGGAUAUGGUUCCGAAAUGGGGAGUUGUCCGGGGCCCACUUGUCACGGUAGCUCCAAUGCGACCCAUGGUUAUGAGCCCCAGGAGGAUCGCACGGGGCGGCAGUGGCACUGGUGUUUUCUUGCCUUGGACGGUCAGCUCCAAAAAGAGCACCAAACAUCUCCCGCCUCGUGUGCAGAGGGGAAGGCUUCUGGCUCUCCCUUCCCCAAUUGAGACACAAGUUCAAGUAGUUAACCCUACUUCCGAUCCAGGAGUCACGGCGUGACCAUUUUUAAGCAUUAGUAAAAACCUUCCCUCUGUUGGAGAGAGCAUUUUAUUCCGACAAUGGUCGAUGCAGUGGAUGUUAGUUAAACGCCAGAGCUGUACAAAUCGAGAGAGAGAGAGAGAGAGAGAGAGAGUCUCUCCGUACUCUGGAGAGCAGAUAAUGUUUAAUAGAGAAGCCAGUUUCUAUAUUCAGGGAAUAGAUGGGUACCCAUAGUGCUUCUGUUCUGUAACUAGGAAGAUUAGGGAUGUCACCUGCAAUCGUACCUCUACCCAUGGAUAAUCCAUCGUGGUGCAGACUGCAGUGUUUAGAAACGGUUGGGUAUAAUAUUAAGUUUUGAGGAAUGUGAAUUAGUCAUAGAAGAGUGUAGAAUUUUGUAGUUAUUUCUGUUUUUGAAUUUUGUCUUUUAUAUCUUA